CUGCAGCAGGAUGGCCGACAACACAGCGGACUCCUCGGCAUCUUCUGCCUCCAACAGCGACGGAAACGUCUGAGUGAGCUGAUCGAAAGCAAGGGUUUUCCUGGGAGACCUGAAGCCUGAAAACAUCCUGUUUGAUAUCAACAAGAAACUGUACAUCGCAGACUUUGGAGCAAGCAGGAAACUGGAUCUUGCGCAAACUACAUUGAUGGCUUGAUCCUUUUCUUGGUCCAGUUAUGAGUAUGUUGGAGGUGUACGGUGCACGUACAAGAAGGAAUCGGACAUCCAAGUAGCAGGGUGUUUGGUGCAUUACACUCAGACUGAUGGGCAACAUCGCUAUCAAACCACGACACCCUACUCUAGUGAUCCAGUUGGGCUAUCUCAAAAUGUCAGGACAGGCAACUUCACUCUUCAGUGUGAAGUAAGAUGGAUAAGUCACACAGACAUCAUUACCAGAAUGCUGAGUAGAUCAUGUAAAGAAUGCCCCAACUUCGAAGAAUGCCUUCAGGCUGUCAAAUAUUUAACACAACUGUAUGAUACCACUGGAACCACAAACAACUCUGUACAUGAAAACACAAAUAAAGACAGAACCCAUACAACAAAUUGCUGUCCUGAAACACUGGAUAAGAUGGAUAUCUCAGAGACUACUGCAAGUGAUCAGUCAGAGAUUACUGGCAAUGACUUAAUGGAUUCAUCUUCUUCCACUGAAGAGGAAUUUUCCGAGUGUGAAGGGACCACUGCUCUAGAAAUGUCAGAUGAAGAUGAACAGCAAGCAGAAGCAGAAGAGGAAGCAAAAAAGGAGUCAAUCCAAGAAAGAUCACUUUCACAAACCCCAAAGGCAAUGGAUCAAAUAGCCCAUGGUGGUAACCCUCAACAAGAAGUUUCAGUCGAAGUUAAAAUGUCCUCAAACACUGGACAUCAGCGAAUAUAUGACAAGAAGAAUUACUGCCUCUACUGUGAGAAGCCUUUUGUGAAAAUUACGAGACACCUGAAGCAAAAGCAUUCUAACAAAGCUGAAGUGGCUCAGGCACUUGCACACAAACAAGGAUCAGCCAUGCACAAUCUUCUCUUGAGCAAAGUAAGGAACAAGGGAAAUUACUACCACAAUUGUUCAGUGCUGUCCUCUGGGAAAGGACAAAUCAUCCCCAAAAGGCAAGCAACCUACCUGUCAACAGCAACAGACUAUCUGCCUUGCAAGUUUUGUUUUGCCAUGUACAUCAAAAGAGACCUCUGGAGACAUCACAAGCGCUGCAAGCUGCAGGUAAAAGAGGCUGGGCCACUGAAAAGGAAAAUUCAGGCCAGUUGUUCCCUGCUGUUGCCCAUGGACACUACAAUUUCCAGUGGACUUAAAAACAUCCUUGAAGACAUGACAUAUGAUGCUGUGACUCAAGUGGUGAAAUCUGACGUGCUCAUAAUUUCAUUGGGAGAGAGCAUGGUCCUCAAAAAUGGAGAAGUUGGACGACAUCGGGCAGACAUAAGAAACAAGAUGAGAGAACUUGCCAGACUUGUCCUGGUGGCAAGAACAAUGGACAAGGACAUUUUCUUUCUGAAGGACUUGAUCUCCCCAGGAAAGUUCAAUAUAGUUCUUGAGGCUGUAAAAAAGAUGACUGGAUUUGACAGCUCAACAAACCGAUUCUCAGUUCCCUCAACUGCACUGAAACUGCGCCAUUCCCUUGUGAAGGUGUCCUACAUUUUGCAAGAAGAGGGUCUGCGUCAAGACGACGAUGACUUAAAGAAAAGAGCAGAGCAAUUCAGCAAAUUAAUUGAACUAGAAUGGAGGACACACGUGUCAUCCAAUGCACUGAAAACACUGGAUCAAAAGAAAUGGAACAGCCUCAAAAUGCUGCCUCUAUCAGAGGACAUUAAGAAACUUCAUGACCAUUUGAAACGUCUUGAACAGGUCACCAAAAAAGCUCUCAUUGAGGAGCCAUCACAAAGGUCUUGGAGUGAGCUCUCUCAAGUCACGCUGACACAGCUGAUAUUAUUCAAUCGUUGUGAAGGAGAAGCCUCUAGGAUGCAAGUCACAGCAUACCUGGGGAGAAACCAACACAACAUGCAUGAUGAAGUUCUGGAGAGCCUAUCACCUUUUGAAAAGAAAUUGUGUGAGAAACUCACCAGGGUAGAGAUUCGAGGGAAAAGGGGCUGCAAAGUGCCAGUGCUGUUGCCAACAAAUGUUAAAGAGUCGGUUGAACUUCUAAUUAAAACCAGAGAGACUGUUGGGAUUCCCCUGAGCAAUCCCUACAUUUUUGCUCGUCCUUAUUAUGGUUCUCUGGAGAACAUUCGUGGAUGUGACUGCUUAAAGAGAUUUGCAGAAGCCUGUGGAGCAAAACACCCAGAGAAUAUUACAUCCACCAAACUAAGGAAACAGAUAGCCACAGUUUCACAGGUCCUAAGUCUGCAAACUCAUGAACUGGACCAACUGGCAAACUUCAUGGGACAUGAUAUUGAGGUCCCUACGGAGUUUAACAGACUCCCAGAAGAAACGCUCCAAAUGGCAAAAAUGAGCAGACUUCCUGUUGCCCAACAAAGUGGAGUGGGCAAAUUCAAAGGAAACACUCUGGAGGAAAUAACACCAAACAUCAACUCUGAAGAGGAGUUCAGUGACUCUGAUGCAGAGGACAUCCAUAUAUCUGAACAUUGUGCUUCAAUGAGUCCAGAAGGAAACUCGGAGGAUGGAGAUUCUGAAGAAAGGGCUGAUACCUCAAGGAAAGUAGUUGGGAAAAUCAAAAGAUCGGUAUUGCCAUCAAGUCAAAAGGGGCAACCCAGAAGGCCGUCGUCUAAGACCAAAAGAGAGAUCCUUGAACACCAUUUCAGGGACUUCCUGGAGGAACUGAAGAUCCCCGGAAGUGAUCAGCCAGAGAUCACUGGCAGUGUCUUCACAGAUUCAUCUUUUUCUAUGGAAAAGGAAUUUUCUGAAUGUGAAAUGACCACUGCUCUGGAAAUGUCAGAUGAAGAUGAACAGCAAGCAGAAGCAGAAGAGGAAGCAAAAAAGGAGUCAAUCCAAGAAAGAUCACUUUCACACACCUUAAAGGCAAUGGAUCAAAUAGCCCAUGGUGGUAACCCUCAACAAGAAGUUUCAGUCGAAGUUAAAAUGUCCUCAAACACUGGACAUCAGCGAAUAUAUGACAAGAAGAAUUACUGCCUCUACUGCGAGAAGCCUUUUGUGAAAAUCACCAGACACCUGAAGCAAAAGCAUUCUAACAAAGCUGAAGUGGCUCAGGCACUUGCACACAAACAAGGAUCAGCCAUGCACAAUCUUCUCUUGAGCAAAGUAAGGAACAAGGGAAAUUACUACCAUAAUUGUUCAGUACUGUCCUCAGGGAAAGGACAAAUCAUCCCCAAAAGGCAAGCAACCUACCCGUCAACAGCAAGAGACUACCUGCCUUGCAAGUUUUGCUUCGCCAUGUACGUCAAAACAGACCUCUGGAGACAUCACAAGCGCUGCAAGCUGCAGGUAAAAGAGGCUGGGCCACUGAAAAGGAAAAUUCAGGCCAGUUGUUCCCUGCUGUUGCCCAUGAACACUACAAUUUCCAGCGAACUUAAAAACAUCCUUGAAGACAUGACAUAUGAUGCUGUGACUCAAGUGGUGAAAUCUGACGUGCUCAUAAUUUCAUUGGGAGAGAGCAUGGUCCUCAAAAAUGGAGAAAGUGGACGACAUCGGGCAGACAUAAGAAACAAGAUGAGAGAACUUGCCAGACUUGUCCUGGUGGCAAGAACAAUGGACAAGGACAUUUUCUUUCUGAAGGACUUGAUCUCCCCAGGAAAGUUCAAUACAGUUCUUGAGGCUGUGAAGAAGAUGACUGGAUUUGACAGCUCAACAAACCGAUUCUCAGUUCCCUCAACUGCACUGAAACUGCAUCAUUCCCUUGUGAAGGUGUCCUACAUUUUGCAAGGAGAGGGUCUACGUCAAGACGACGAUGACUUAAAGAAAAGAGCAGAGCAAUUCAGCAAAUUAAUUGAACUAGAAUGGACGACACACGUGUCAUCCAAUGCACUGAAAACACUGGAUCAAAAGAAAUGGAGCAGCCCCCAAAUGCUGCCUCUAUCAGAAGACAUUAAGAAACUUCAUGACCAUUUGAAACAUCUUGAACAGGUCAACAAAAAAGCUCUCAUUGAGGAGCCAUCACAAAGGUCUUGGAGUGAGCUCUCUCAAGUCACGCUGACACAGCUGAUAUUAUUCAAUUGUUGUCAUGAUGGAGAAGCCUCCAGGAUGCAAGUCACAGCAUACCUGGGGAGAAACCAACGCAACAUGCAUGAUGAAAUUCUGGAGAGCCUAUCACCUUUUGAAAAGAAAUUGUGUGAGAAACUCACCAGGGUAGAGAUACGAGGGAAAAGGGGCUGCAAAGUACCAGUACUGUUGCCAACAAAUGUUAAAGAGUCGGUUGAACUUCUAAUUAAAACCAGAGAGACUGUUGGGAUUCCCCCAAGCAAUCCCUACAUUUUUGCUCGUCCUUAUUAUGGUUCUCUGAAGAACAUUCGUGGAUGUGACUGCUUAAAGAGAUUUGCAGAAGCCUGUGGAGCAAAACACCCAGAGAAUAUUACAUCCACCAAACUAAGGAAACAGGUAGCCACAGUUUCACAGGUCCUAAGUCUGCAAACGCAUGAACUGGACCAACUGACAAACUUCAUGGGACAUGAUAUUGAGGUCCAUACGGAGUUUAACAGACUCCCAGAAGAAACGCUCCAAAUGGCAAAAAUGAGCAGACUUCCUGUUGCCCUGCAAAGUGGAGUGGGCAAAUUCAAAGGAAACACUCUGGAGGAAAUAACACCAAACAUCAACUCUGAAGAGGAGUUCAGUGAUUCAGAUGCAGAGGAUAUCAAUAUAUCUGAACAUUGUGCUCCUUUAAGUCCAGAAGGAAGCUUGGAGGAUGCAGAUUCUGAAGAAAGGGCUGAUACCUCAAGGAAAGUAGUUGGGAAAAUCAAAAAAUCAGUAUUGCCAUCAAGUCAAAAGGGGCAACCCAGAAGGCCAUGGUCUAAGACCAAAAGCGAAAUCCUUGAACACCAUUUCAAGGACUUCCUGGAGGAAUUGAAGAUCCCCGGAAGUGAUCAGCCAGAGAUCACUGGCAGUGUCUUCACAGAUUCAUCUUUUUCCAUAGAAAAGGAAUUUUCUGAGUGUGAAAUGACCACUGCUCUAGAAAUGUCAGAUGAAGAUGAACAGCAAGCAGAAGAGGAAGCAAAAAAGGAACCAAUCCAAGAAAAAUCACUUUCACAAACCCCAAAAGCAACAGAUCAAAUAGUCCAUGGUGGUAACCCUCAACAAGAAGUUUCAAUGGAAGUGAAAAUGUCCUCAAACACUGGACAUCAGCGAAUAUAUGACAAGAAGAAUUACUGCCUCUACUGCGAGAAGCCUUUUGUGAAAAUUACGAGACACCUGAAGCAAAAGCAUUCUAACAAAGCUGAAGUGGCUCAGGCACUUGCACACAAACAAGGAUCAGCCAUGCACAAUCUUCUCUUGAGCAAAGUAAGGAACAAGGGAAAUUACUACCAUAAUUGUUCAGUACUGUCCUCUGGAAAAGGACAAAUCAUCCCCAAAAGGCAAGCAACCUACCCAUCAACAGCAACGGACUACCUGCCUUGCAAGUUUUGCUUCGCCAUGUACGUCAAAACAGACCUCUGGAGACAUCACAAGCGCUGCAAGCUGCAGGUAAAAGAGGCUGGGCCACUGAAAAGGAAAAUUCAGGCCAGUGGUUCCCUGCUGUUGCCCAUGGACACUACAAUUUCCAGUGGACUUAAAAACAUCCUUGAAGACAUGACGUAUGAUGCUGUGACUCAAGUGGUGAAAUCUGACGUGCUCAUAAUUUCAUUGGGAGAGAGGAUGGUCCUCAAAAAUGGAGAAAGUGGACGACAUCGGGCAGAUAUAAGAAACAAGAUGAGAGAACUUGCCAGACUUGUCCUGGUGGCAAGAACAAUGGACAAGGACAUUUUCUUUCUGAAGGACUUGAUCACCCCAGGAAAGUUCAAUACAGUUCUUGAGGCUGUAAAAAAGAUGACUGGAUUUGACAGCUCAACAAACCGAUUCUCAGUUCCCUCAACUGCACUGAAACUGCGCCAUUCCCUUGUGAAGGUGUCCUACAUUUUGCAAGGAGAAGGUCUGCGUCAAGACGACGAUGACUUAAAGAAAAGAGCGGAGCAAUUCAGCAAAUUAAUUGAACUAGAAUGGACAACACGUAUCAUCCAAUGCACUGAAAACACUGGAUCAAAAGACAUGGAACAGCACCCAAAUGCUGCCUCUAUCAGAAGACAUUAAGAAACUUCAUGACCAUUUGAAACAUCUUGAACAGGUCACCAAAAAAGCUCUCAUUGAGGAGCCAUCACAAAGGUCUUGGAGUGAGCUCUCUCAAGUCACGCUGACACAGCUGAUAUUAUUCAAUCGUUGUCGUGAAGGAGAAGUCUCCAGGAUGCAAGUCACAGCAUACCUGGGGAGAAACCAACACAACAUGCAUGAUGAAAUUCUGGAGAGCCUAUCAUCUUUUGAAAAGAAAUUGUGUGAGAAACUCACCAGGGUAGAGAUACGAGGGAAAAGGGGCUGCAAAGUGCCAGUGCUGUCAAAUGGGUGUGUUAUUCCAUUGAAGCUAAAGAAUACCAUCUACAUGAAACACCUUGACAUUUGUUGACAACAACUGAUGGUGGUUAUUUUCAUUCAUCCAUUUAUUUAAUUACUUACUUUCUUCAUUUAUUUACAGGGCAGCCUAGAAGGCCCUGGUCCAAGACCAAAAGAGAAAUCCUUGAACACCAUUUCAAGGACUUCCUGAAGGAAUUGAAGAUCCCUGGAAAA
Myripristis murdjan (pinecone soldierfish) is the source of this 6772-nucleotide messenger RNA. RefSeq lists its product as uncharacterized. Bases 455 to 6244 code for a protein of 1929 amino acids. The record is from RefSeq and is a predicted model, not a curated record. The transcript has 15 exons. Lineage: Eukaryota; Metazoa; Chordata; Actinopteri; Holocentriformes; Holocentridae.